CUUUGCUAGACACAUUCCGGCUGUAACCAGACCAUAUAUUCAAACCAUCAUUGCUCGCGGGACGGCUAUUACGUCGCCAAUUUUGAAACGAGGGCCAAUCUGCCCUAGUACUCUGUGUUCAUCUGAUUGAACCUUUCUCUGCUACCACAACACUCCUGCAUCGGAAAUGAGGCAUAUGCGCAACCUCCUCUCGACGGCGCAAGUUUUGCGCCAGGUCUUCUUUCCGCCCCAACGCAUUGUUCGGCCACAAUAUCUCCAACCCUCGCCCAUCGGGGUUCGAACGGCGAAAUGGACAAAAUCGGCACCGACAGAAAAGAGGGAUAUAAAACUCAUUAAAGACGAAGGCAUCGCCUCCGAAUGGGUCCAGCUCGUGAACGAGGAGGGCAGCCUGGAUCCCCCCGUUCGGCGUUCGAAUGUUCUCAAAAACAUCGAUCGAGCCAAAGAGUUUCUGAUCAAGGUCAGCGAGGGAAUAGAUGGCGCGCCUCCGGUUUGCAAGAUUGUGAACAAAGUGGCUCUUCGGGAGCAAGAAAAGGCCAAAGCCAAGGCGGCUCAUGCUGCUAAAACCUCCUCUAAGCAAUUGGAGUUCAACUGGGCUAUUGACGGUCAUGAUCUCGACCACCGGCUGAAAAAGAUCACCGAGUUCAUUGCCAAGGGCUACAAAUUGGAGAUUGUCCUCAUGAGGAAAAAGGGCAAGCGUGCCCCCAAGCCGGAGGAGGUGCAAAACCUUAUGGAAAAGGUGGUGGAAACUAUCAAAGAGGCUGAUGGGAUGCAAAUCAAACCAAUGGAGGGAGAGCCGGGGCGUGCUGUUACUAUUACUGUGAAGAAGAAGCCGGACAACUAGUUGACUUGGCUGGCAUGGUAGAUUCGGGCCAUGUUCUGUAUAUUAGACGAUUCUCAACAUCUGUAGAUUCCUGCAUUGCAAUAGUUAUGACGGACCCGG
Aspergillus saccharolyticus JOP 1030-1 is the source of this 940-nucleotide messenger RNA. RefSeq names its product putative translation initiation factor IF3. Lineage: Eukaryota; Fungi; Ascomycota; Eurotiomycetes; Eurotiales; Aspergillaceae. The record is from RefSeq and is a predicted model, not a curated record. The transcript has a single exon. The coding region runs from base 176 to 841 and encodes 221 amino acids. Gene Ontology annotation, biological process: ribosome disassembly; mitochondrial translational initiation. Gene Ontology annotation, molecular function: translation initiation factor activity; ribosome binding. Gene Ontology annotation, cellular component: mitochondrion.